AGGCGACCUGUGCUUGUCCCAGUGUUUACGCGCCGCCAGAGCAACAUGGCAGCGUUGCGGUCCUCCUGCCUGGUUCUCCUCAGGAAUUGUUCCAUUACCCUUGUCACUCCCAGUCUACCCCACAGAACUUUGAGCCGUGUGACACAGAGACGGGUGGCGAGUGCCGCGGGAGCUACCAGUGGACUAAAAUGGGUGGCGUUAAGGUCAUACGCGUCGAGAAGUGUGGGGCCGGACAAGUCUGCGGGCUCUGUGGGCCUUGCAGACGAACUCUUAACAGCCAAAGUGCACGGUGAGCUCAAGGAGCAGACGACAGAGGACCAGCAGCAGGGCGAGCAGAACAACGAGAAGCAGAAGGAAAAGGAGAAGACCUGGAGGACACUCAAAUACUCUUUUAUCGGGUUUGGCGUUAUGAUGACCGGCAUGAGCGGCUUCAUGAUAUGGACUUGGGGUUCUCCAAAUGUUGAUAUGCAAGGUAACGUUAUACCAGAUGAAUUUUCCAAUAUGCCAGCAGUCAAACAGUAUUUGUACCGCACCUGGCAGGGCAUGCAUGCUAUGAAUAAAAUGAUCCAGGAGCCAUCACGCGAGAAGCUCUUGCCAGACCCAUUAAAAGAGCCAUAUUUUCAACCAACUUACACACUAGUCCUGGAGCUCCGUGAUGUUCUAGUGCAUCCAGAGUGGACGUACGAGACUGGUUGGCGGUUUAAGAAACGUCCCGGUGUAGAGUUCUUGCUGCAUCAUUGUGCUCCUCCACUGUUUGAAAUUGUAAUUUACACCAAUGAGCAAGGUUUUACUGCAUACCCAGUGAUUGAUCACCUGGACCCAAACAACUACGUAUGGUAUCGGCUAUUUAGAGACUCGACUCGAUAUGUUGAUGGUAAACACAUUAAGGACCUCAGCUGUCUGAACAGAGAUUUAAGCAAGGUGAUUUGUGUAGACUGGGACAGCGAUGCAGUCUCGUCUCCUCGCAACCACCUCAAGGUUGAUCGCUGGGAUGGUGAUAUGAACAAUCAAUCUCUCUUAGAGUUGGGCUUCAUGCUGCGCACUAUUGCAGAAUCAGAAGUGUCAGAUGUUCGUGAAGUCAUUGAUUAUUACCGCACAUUCGAUAACCCUCUUGCUGCUUUUCGAGAGAACCAUCGUAAGGCACAGGAGCAAGAGUUGUUGUUGCAUCAGAAGGUUGAAGAAGAACGACAACAAAAGAGUUUUACAAGUUCGUGGGCAUCGUCCUUUCUUCGGAGGCGUUAGUUUAAAGUCGACAUGGUGACGCCAUGUUAGGGUACGUUUUGUAAGAAACACUAAUUGGUAAAAUAAGUGUGAUUGAUAAAAAUGCAAAUUAUUGUAUUGCCACUUAAGGGAACUUUACAGUCAGAUAAACUGUUGUUGCUUCAUCAGUUAGUGCUUCAGAUUUCCCAUUAUUAUUUUGCUUCCAUAUUGAAAAAUAUCUAACAAGGUAAUGGGAAGAUAAACACAUUACUUGGCUGUUAAUCUGGCUCAUUUUACAUCAGAAAUGUUUAGGUGAAUCAGUUCCUGUGAAACAGUAUAUAAUUUAUACAAAAUAAGAGAGCAAGUGUAUUUGGGUAGAUUUCUGCUUGAGCCAGUUUGUUUGGUAAGAGAAGCCUGGCAAAGUUUUAGUUAACUGAAAUGCAAUGCAUCUUCAGGUACCUUAGCAGUAUACUGUGCUCUAGUAGACAAGAGGAUGGCAUCAUGUGUUUAAAUAUGUAGAACUGUCCAGUUGAACAUACAAACCCAGUUGGUCCUUUGCAUGUACUGUAAUCUACUGUACAUAAUGACAUCAGAAAUCAAAGCUGUGCAGUGAAAAACUUUUAUGUAAGGUAUGUUAAAUCUUAAGAUGUACUUCCAAUUAUUAUUUAGUGUUAUGAAGGGCAAGAUGUUUUCUUCAUAAUUACCAAUAGUUAAUUCCUGAUAAUUAAGUUGAAUAUAUUAGCCUAUGGAAGAAAAGUGCACAAAGCAUGGGACGCUGGCUUAAACUUUCUUCAUUCUGGUGAUCGAACCUCUUGCUGGGACACUCAGUUUAUGGUUGGAUCUAUGUAGUUUCCAGUGUGAUAUUGUUUGUAUAUACAUUUAUUUUUGUUAUAUUUGUCCUAUAAAAUCUAUAUUGUCACUGUUGAUUCAUUUGUGAUGGGUUAUAUAGGACAAACUUAUAAUUGUAAAUGGAUUGGUUGGAAACCAGUGUUGGUGUAGUACUGUACUGUACCAAAAUGUUUGAUGAAAGCAGAAUUUUUCAAUUGGCAUAAAAUAAUUUCAUUGUAUAAAUUAAUAUUUUUUGGAAAAGGUAAGCUUGGUUCAUGUGUGCAUUGUGUUGUAUUCUGCAGAUGAUGAGCUACAGGUAGAUGGGCUAAGCUGUACUCAUGUCAUCUGACUGUAUGCCAGUGUUUGGGGGAGAGUGCAAGGAAGACUACACAAAAUGUUUUCCCUAUGUGUAUCCUCGCAGUUUCCUCUGAUCGUUUUCCAGAAUUUGUAAAUAAAGGAAUAUUUGAUUUGCUCCU
Procambarus clarkii (red swamp crayfish) is the source of this 2504-nucleotide messenger RNA. RefSeq names its product mitochondrial import inner membrane translocase subunit TIM50-C. Gene Ontology annotation, biological process: protein import into mitochondrial matrix. Gene Ontology annotation, cellular component: TIM23 mitochondrial import inner membrane translocase complex. Lineage: Eukaryota; Metazoa; Arthropoda; Malacostraca; Decapoda; Cambaridae. The record is from RefSeq and is a predicted model, not a curated record.